CUUUCUCUCGUUCUCUCGUUCUCUCGUUCUCUCUCUCUCUCUCUCUCUCUCUCUCUCUCUCUCUCUCUCUCUCUCUCUCUCUCUCUCUCUCUCUCUCUCUCUCUCUCUCUCUCUCUCUCUCUCUCUCUCUCUCUCUCUCUCUCUCUCUCUCUCUGGAUCUCUCUCUCUCUCUGGAUCUCUCUCUCACUCUGUCUCUCUCUCUCUGGAUAUCUCUCUCACUCCGUCUCUCUCUCUGGAUCUCUCUCACUCUUGCUCUCUCUGGAUCUCUCUCUCACUAAUUCAGUUUAAAGAGCAAAUUAUUCAAAUCCUGCGGAUCCUAGGCUGCAGCUGUAUCCUAGCAACAACACCCCAGAAUCUCUAGAAAAACGACGCUGCUGACAUAGCACAUAGAGACAGACAGACAGACAGAGACACACAGGAAGACGGACAGACGGAUAGACACACACGAGGUAAGACCGAAGCCCCCCCCCCCCCCCCCCCCCCACACUGAGCGGUUUGCUGUUGCAGCAGACGAGCUACUGCACAGAGGAGGAGACGAGGAGAAGGGAGGAGGAGGAGAGGAGGAGACGAGGAGGAGAAGGAGGAGAGGAAGGAGAGGAGGAGGAGGAGCUAAGGAUGAAGAUGAUAACUGUUCUUUCAGGGCUGACCGACUGAGGCCCCUCCGGAUUGGUCCGUGGGGAUGAUUGCCACUGGAGGGAUCCUCCGUAUCAACGCCAGGCGCCAGGCUUCUCUUCACUCUGACACCAACCCUAAACCCCGCAAGAGGAAGAAGAGGAGGCGUAACGAGGUGGUGGUGGUGAAAGGGAAGCUCCACCUCUGUUCGGCCACUGGACUGGUGGCCGCCCUGGGCCUCCUCAUCCUACUGGUUGGCAUGGCGAUGUCCAUCCUGGGGUACUGGUACCGUGACGACCUCUACCUCAGCGACCCCGGGGGCGCCGGCCUGACCGUUGCAACGCCUCAGGAAGAAUCAGAGGGCGGAGAAAAUGGAGGAGGUCAGAAGGGAGAGAUGGAUGAAGGACGAGGAGGAGGAAACUUUCUCAUUAACAGAACUGAAUUCGUUAACAGAACUCAAUUCGUUAAUAGAACUCAAUACGUUAACGGUACUGAACAAACUCCACCAGAGGGCUUCCUACAAGAGCUCCUCAACAGGUACCUGUACUCAGACAGGAUGAAGGUGGUCGGGCCGCUCAUCAUGGGCGUGGGGAUCUUCCUCUUCAUCUGCGCCAACGCCGUCCUCCACGAGGAGCGCGACAAGAAGACCAAAGUAAUCAACCUCCGAGACAUCUACUCCACGGUGAUCGACCUGCACUCGCUACGCAAGCCCCCGGCUGAGCCCUGCUCCUCUGCCGACCCCCCCACCGGACCCUCCAACUACCUCCAUCCUGCCUCCCUAUUGGCUAAGAAGGGAGAAGGAGGUGAGGAGGAGGAGGGGGAGGAGAGGAACUGUGUGUUCACCAUCUACCAGGAGAAGCCCCUGGCGGCUCCUCCCUUAAGCCACGUGUACUCUUGGACCUCUUUCACGCUGCCCAACACAGGGACCCCUGCCGGCCACUCUGCCCAGCCCAGGAGGCUGUCUGCUGGGGCCUCCACUGGGGCCUUCACCCAGCCCAGGAGGCUGUCUGCUGGGGCCUCCACCCAGCCCAGGAGGCUGUCUGCUGAGGCCUCCACCCAGCCCAGGAGGCUGUCUGCUGGGGCCUCCACCCAGCCCAGGAGGCUGUCUGCUGGGGCCUCCACCCAGCCCAGGAGGCUGUCUGCUGAGGCCUCCGCUGGGGCCUCCACCCAGCCCAGGAGGCUGUCUGCUGGGGCCUCCACCCACCCGUAGCAUCCAGCUGGGUUUCUCCCAUAACUAAAAGAUCUUCCGGGAAUAAUCGAAGGGAAGCUUCUCAAAACCAUUAUGCCUUCACACAGACCAGACCGCUGGCUCCCAUGAACUGCCACUCUGCUUCUCCCCCCUCCCCCCCCCCCCCGCAGACGCAUCGACGCUAAUGGACUGGUCCAACGCUCCCCAAGUCCCCCAGAUUGUAUACGGGAUAUACCAAGAUCAGAUGAGGGGGAGACGACCUUCGACCUCCCGUCAGACUCAAGCUGGGACGGCCAGGAGGAGGGACACAGCUACCGUACAUCAAAGCUAAAAUUAAAAUCCAAAACUUCCUGUAGCUAUCCACAGGAACAGGAAGUAGAGGAAGUCACCUGAGCCUGAGAUGAUGUCACCCCACACAAGGUCAUCCAGCCUGGUCUAGGCUAAAGGCACAAUCUAGUUCAUGAGCGUCAACGACAACUUCCACCCUGCUUUAAACUAAAGAAAACCACGUAGCAUUGCACAAAUGAACACUCUAUAUCAGGGGUCUCAAUCUCAACUUACCUGGGGGCCGCUGGAGGUAGAGUCUGGGUCAGGCUGGGCCGCAUCAAGUAUUCCACAAAAAAAAGGAGCACAACUGACACAAUCUAAGUUAAUGAUCGGGUAAUAAUUAGAUCACGUAGGCUAUGUGAUCGCUGACAACAGGGGAUAUUUCAUAGUGGUUGGUGGAGAACCGGGACAUUUUAGCGUCCUUUGGCUUUUGUCGGGACUCAGGACACGCAACUCAAAAUUGGGACUGUCCCGGCAAAACCGGGACAUCUGGUCACCCUAUCACAAGUGAUAAAAAAGCGUGGCAAGCGACUCAGCAAAUAUGUGUGUUUGACAACAACGCGUGGGCCGCACUAACACUAAACUUUGAUGUCAAGUAGGGGGCCACAAAAUAUCAUCCCGCGGGCCUCAAUUGGCCCCUGGGCCGCGAGUUUGAGACCCCUGCUCUAUAUGAUAUAAAAAUAUUGAUAACAUUGUUGAGGUGUCCGCAAAGAACUCUUGCUCUCGCAAAUCUUACCAUCAAGGCACAAUGCACCUGAUCAAUCAAUAAUCAUUUCACCUGAUCAAUCAAUGCACAAUACACUUUGGGAUGAAUCAAUGGACAACACGACUCCUGAUAAAUUAAUAACUAAUACACCUCCUGAUCAAUAUUCAAUAACUUCCUGAUCAACCAAAAAUCAAUACACUUCCUGAUGAAUCAAAGCACACUACACCUCCUGAUCAAUCAAUAAUCAGUACACUUCCUGAUCAAUCAAAGCACAAUACACCUAAUCAAUCUAAACACACAAUAAACCUGUCCCUAUGUUACCUGUCCACCUGUGACCUGUGUACCUGUCUUUUACCUGUUUGUACCCGUCUCCCUGUCUGUUACCAGUCUGUUACCCCUGUUACCCUUUUACCUGUCUCUCUGUUAACUGGUGUUAACAGAGCACACCUUCAAACACCCUCAAACUACAACAUGACCUGCUAGCCCCAACCUUUGCUGCAGCAUAAUGACCCUAUGCACAUGAAUCAUGCACAUGAAUGAACAGAGAGCCGGGUGCAUUCCAUGAGAAAUAAAGUACUUAACAUGUC
Messenger RNA from Gadus macrocephalus (Pacific cod), 3421 nucleotides. RefSeq names its product transmembrane protein 200C, genome duplicate a (gene tmem200ca). The record is from RefSeq and is a predicted model, not a curated record. NCBI's taxonomy places the organism in Eukaryota, Metazoa, Chordata, Actinopteri, Gadiformes, Gadidae. The transcript is spliced from 5 exons. Bases 680 to 1822 code for a protein of 380 amino acids.